Lacerta agilis (Sand lizard) is the source of this 2129-nucleotide messenger RNA. RefSeq names its product histidine ammonia-lyase (gene HAL). The coding region runs from base 54 to 2042 and encodes 662 amino acids. Gene Ontology annotation, cellular component: cytoplasm. Gene Ontology annotation, biological process: L-histidine catabolic process. Gene Ontology annotation, molecular function: histidine ammonia-lyase activity. Lineage: Eukaryota; Metazoa; Chordata; Lepidosauria; Squamata; Lacertidae. The record is from RefSeq and is a predicted model, not a curated record. The transcript has 20 exons.
GUACUCACACCGACCCUCCGCAGCGGAGGGACAAGCCCAGGCGUAGGACAAGCAUGCCAAGGUAUACGGUGCAUGUCCGAGGGGAAUGGCUUGCCGUGCCUUGCCGGAGUGGCGCAAGCACAGUGAGGUGGCUGGGGAAAGAAGCCGUGAGGCGUUACAUGAAAAACAAGCCUGACAACGGAGGCUUUGGUUCUGUGGAGGAAGUACAAUUCUACGUUCGCCGUUGCAAAGGCCUUGGAUUGCUGGAUCACGACGAUACUUUAGAAGAUGCCCUCGAGGACAAUGAAUUUGUGGAAGUUGUGAUACAAGGAGAUGUAAUGUCCCCAGACUUCAUUCCAUCACAGCCAGAGGGUGUUCAUAUAUAUAGUAAAUAUCGAGAACCAGAACAGUAUAUUUAUUUAGAUGGGAACCACUUGACAACACAGGAUUUAGUCAAUUUAGGAAAGGGGCUGUAUAAGAUUAAGUUAACCCCUGAAGCUGAAACUAAAGUCAGAGAAUCAAGAGAUGUUAUUGAAAGUAUUGUAAAGGAACAGAGAGUUGUCUAUGGAAUUACUACAGGUUUUGGGAAGUUUGCACGAACUGUUAUUCCAAACAGCAAGCUAUGGGAACUUCAAGUGAAUUUGGUUCGGUCACAUUCUGCAGGUGUUGGGAAGCCUUUGAUUCCAGAGAGAUCUCGUAUGCUCUUAGCUCUAAGGAUCAAUGUCUUAGCAAAAGGAUACAGUGGAAUAUCACUAGAAACUCUUCACCAAGUCAUUGAAGCAUUUAAUGCAUCCUGCCUGCCCUACAUCCCUGAGCAAGGGACUGUUGGAGCCAGUGGAGAUUUGGCACCUCUUUCCCAUCUUGCUCUGGGACUCAUAGGAGAAGGGAAGAUGUGGUCACCAAAGAGUGGAUGGGCUGAUGCAAAAUAUGUGCUAGAAGCUCAUGGACUGAAACCAAUUACAUUGAAGCCCAAAGAGGGCCUGGCUCUUAUAAACGGGACACAAAUGAUUACUUCUCUAGGAUGUGAAGCAGUUGAAAGGGCCAGUGCAAUUGCCAGACAAGCUGACAUAGUGGCUGCCCUCACACUAGAAGUUUUGAAGGGCACAACAAGAGCUUUUGAUACUGAUAUUCAUGCACUGCGACCACAUCGAGGGCAGAUAGAGGUGGCUUUUCGAUUCAGGUCACUUUUAGAUUCUGAUCACCAUCCCUCUGAAAUAGCAGAAUCUCAUCGAUUUUGUGACAGAGUACAAGAUGCAUACACACUGCGUUGCUGCCCUCAGGUUCAUGGCAUUGCGAAUGACACAAUAGCAUUUGUCAAGGACAUAAUCACCACAGAACUCAACAGCGCAACGGACAAUCCUAUGGUUUUUGCUGAGAGGAAGGAGACAAUUUCUGGAGGAAAUUUCCAUGGUGAAUACCCUGCCAAGGCUCUGGACUAUCUUGCAAUUGGGGUCCAUGAACUUGCUGCAAUUAGUGAAAGGAGGAUCGAACGGCUCUGCAACCCAUCCCUCAGUGAGUUGCCGCCAUUUUUAGUCACAGAAGGAGGUCUGAACUCUGGAUUCAUGAUUGCACACUGCACAGCAGCAUCCUUGGUUUCCGAGAACAAAGCCUUGUGCCACCCGUCUUCUGUGGAUACUCUUUCGACCAGUGCUGCCACAGAGGACCACGUGUCCAUGGGAGGAUGGGCUGCAAGAAAAGCACUCAAAGUCAUUGAGCACGUUGAACAAGUAUUGGCUGUAGAACUCCUUGCAGCAUGCCAGGGCAUUGAGUUUCUACGCCCCCUGAGAACUACGACCCCAUUGGAAAAAGUCUAUGACCUUGUGCGCUCUGUUGUCAGGCCUUGGAUGAAAGAUCGCUUCAUGGCCCCAGACAUUGAGGCAGCUCACAGACUGCUUGUGGAUCAGAAGGUUUGGGAAGUAGCUGAGCCAUACAUUGAAAAAUACAGAAGGGAGCACCUUCCUGAGUCCAGGCCAAUCUCCCCUACUGCCUUUUCCUUAGCAGCAAGUGAAAAUGCUUCACGCUGUCGCCACCAACAUCAUAGCGACUCAGAAGAAUUUGAUUAAAAGCAAAUACAAUCAGAAACGAACCCCAGUACUUCAGUUGAUAGCAAAACCUGCGCGUUUUUAAGAACUCCCAUAUUCUGUACUUUA